AUGGCGCAAGAGGAAGAGACAACCACAACAACAGGUCAAGACGACGCAGAGUCCGAGUCCUUGGCCAAGCAGGCCAUCAAGAACACGACGCACGCGGUGGAAGAAGCGGCAGAAGUGGUGGUAGAUGGAGCCAAGAAAGCCGGGGAUCUCGUGGUGGAUGGUGCCAAGAAAGCGGGAGAGGCAGCGCAGACGGCCGCCCACAAGGUGGGGGAAUACAUUCCCGAUCCAGUCAAGAAAACGGCCAAGAAUGUCAGCGAUUUUGUCACGGAUGCGGGUGUGGAGAAGACACCUCCCAAUUGGGAUGCCGAACGAGAAUUGGAAUUCAAAAUGAAACAGCAAAAAGAAGGAUAUCGGUAUUAG
Messenger RNA from Seminavis robusta, 360 nucleotides. The record is from the annotation of a GenBank genome assembly. NCBI's taxonomy places the organism in Eukaryota, Bacillariophyta, Bacillariophyceae, Naviculales, Naviculaceae.